Molecule: messenger RNA, 822 nt
Organism: Pseudogymnoascus destructans
Lineage: Eukaryota; Fungi; Ascomycota; Leotiomycetes; Thelebolales; Thelebolaceae
Exons: 1
Coding region: 1-822 (273 amino acids)
Source: RefSeq, a predicted model, not a curated record
AUGAAGUCGAAGCGUACGAAGUCAUGGAAGCCAAACCGAGACAUUGAAGCUAAAGUUGACGCCUACAUAAGUGAAAAGCCAGGCUUUCAAUACUGCAUUCAAAGGGCAAUAGACCAGGACAAGGCGAACGGAGGACAACCCCGUAUGAACCAGGAUCUACCUGUUUCCUUUGCAACAGCCUUCCAAGUCACUCAAGGUCUUACCCUCUCAACCUAUGAGCUUGCAAGGAGCACAAUCCUUGAUUCUGGAGCUACAAUUCAUGUCUGUAACGACCGUACGAGGUUCUACAACCUAAAGGAAUGUGAGGACGGAAACUACCUCUUAGCUGGAGACCAGAAAGUAAGGAUUGAAGGGUUCGGGUCCGUGGACAUCAAAGUCCAGGUUGGAAAGGACACAAAGUCCGUACGAACCAUAACACUCCAAGAAACAGCCCUCGUUUCCUCAUUCCACACCUCUGUUGCAUCCUUAAACGAUUCAUCCAAAAGGGAGUCCAUUGGAAUACAGCUACAGAAGGACUCACGUACGAAGGAAAGCCGUUCUGCAACACUCCAGUUAUCCAUGGACAAUGGGUCCUUAAAUAUAUUAAGAAUAACAAUACAAAAGUCCUUCAAAAACACAGCCCUAUCAACGACUAGGGCUGUGUUUGGUGGACCUCGCCGUCGCCCAGGACCCCAUAUUCCAGCCCUAUCCCUGCCUCCUACCCCUCUGCGAAUCCCGAGUUCUACACCCCAAUCAAGAGGCCCAAAUGAGAGCGCUAUUGUCCGUGAAUCCAAGCAAUUGCUGCAAGUUCUGGCAUUACGAAUGAGGCCAAUUCUGAUAUAG